CAUAUACUAUAUCUGUCCCUUGCUAACAAUACUGUGACAAAUAGAAUGAAAUGUAAAAUCCAAAUAAAUAACACAAAUCGACUUAAAUUUAGCAUUAUAGGGGUGAAUCAAUGAUUAUUAUUUUUUUUCAGACACAACAACGUUCAAUUUUUUUUAUUUACGAUGAUCUCACCGUGACGAUAAUUUGAUAUAAUUACACAAUUAUAAAAUUUAUAAGUAAAUAUAUAUCUCAAUGGAAAGAAAAAGGUGUGGUCUUUGCCCAUUAACUCAUUUUGAUAGAUGUAGCUAUACGAUAACAACGUGUAAUGAACCCCAAUUAAGGAUAGAGUAUCGCAAAUCCUGCCAAGAGUAUUCUCCUAAGAUUGAACCAAUAAAGGGUGUCAGAUUUAAACAGCCUGCGAAUUCACGACGGGGUUUCGCUGCAUGGACAAAUUUAAUGUAUCGUCCUAUCAUUCAAGGAGCUUUGAAAUAUCGUGGAGUAUACAAAUUAGUUCCUCUUGAUCCACCCCCAUGUAGUCCUGUACUGUGCAGACCAGCCCCUGAUAGACCUACAGAUUCUACCGGCAUGGUAGUAUAUCGUCGAUGGGGGGCAUUCCUGCACCACUAUAUGUAAACAAACUCAUG
Messenger RNA from Osmia bicornis bicornis, 624 nucleotides. RefSeq lists its product as uncharacterized. The coding region runs from base 233 to 613 and encodes 126 amino acids. NCBI's taxonomy places the organism in Eukaryota, Metazoa, Arthropoda, Insecta, Hymenoptera, Megachilidae. The record is from RefSeq and is a predicted model, not a curated record. The transcript is spliced from 2 exons.